CAAAGGUAAACACGAGUGUGUCAGUGUGUGUGUGACAGCAUAGCCAAAGAAGCGCGAAAGUAAGACGAUGGCCGAUACCGCAGCAACCGAAGUACCGACUGCAGCAGCAGCUGCCCCAGCAACCGUGGCCAAGUCGCCGAAGAAGCCCAAGGCGGCAGGCCCCAAGAAGCCGAAGCAGCCGGCGGCCCAUCCUCCGGUGAACGAGAUGGUGCUGGCCGCUGUGAAGGCACUGAACGAGCGCAACGGAUCGUCGCUGCAGGCGAUCAAGAAGUACGUGGCGGCCAACUACAAGGCCGACGUGACGAAGCUGGCCACCUUCUUCAAGAAGGCGCUGAAGAGUGGCGUCGCCAGCGGCAAGCUGGUCCAGACCAAGGGUACCGGAGCGUCGGGCUCGUUCAAGCUGUCGGCCGCCGCCAAGAAGCCCGUGGUAGAGAAGAAGAAGAAGGCAGCGGCACCGAAGAAGUCUGCGUCCGCCGGGGACAAGAAGAAGAAGACCGCGGCCAAGAAGCCGGCCGGUGAGAAGAAGGCAGCCGCCAAGAAGACCACCAAGAAGGCAGAGGGUGCCGUAGCCAAGAAGCCAAAGACGGCCGCUGCCAAGAAGCCCAAGGCCGCCGACGGUGCGAAGAAGGCCGCCAAGAAGCCAGCAGCAGCACCCAAGCAGAAGGCUACGAAGCCAACCAAGGCCGCAGCCGCCAAGCCGAAGGCACCGAAGCCAAAGAAGGCAGCAGCUCCCGCCAAGAAGGCCGCUGCCCCGAAGAAAGCCGUCGCACCGAAGAAGGCAGCCGCCCCGAAGAAAGCCGCAGCCAAGAAGUAAAGGGCUACUUCUACAUCGUGACGCUGUUCCGGGCGCUCUCUAGUCCUGCAGUUCCAUCGUUCAUGCAACAGUCCUUUUCAGGACUAC
Anopheles stephensi (Asian malaria mosquito) is the source of this 901-nucleotide messenger RNA. Its product is annotated as histone H1-like. Gene Ontology annotation, molecular function: structural constituent of chromatin; double-stranded DNA binding; nucleosomal DNA binding. The transcript has a single exon. Gene Ontology annotation, cellular component: nucleosome; nucleus. The record is from RefSeq and is a predicted model, not a curated record. Gene Ontology annotation, biological process: negative regulation of DNA recombination; nucleosome assembly; chromosome condensation. Bases 68 to 814 code for a protein of 248 amino acids. Lineage: Eukaryota; Metazoa; Arthropoda; Insecta; Diptera; Culicidae.